This is a messenger RNA of Vollenhovia emeryi, 8803 nucleotides long. RefSeq names its product AF4/FMR2 family member 4 (gene lilli). The transcript has 18 exons. Bases 880 to 5100 code for a protein of 1406 amino acids. Gene Ontology annotation, cellular component: nucleus; super elongation complex. The record is from RefSeq and is a predicted model, not a curated record. NCBI's taxonomy places the organism in Eukaryota, Metazoa, Arthropoda, Insecta, Hymenoptera, Formicidae. Gene Ontology annotation, biological process: regulation of gene expression.
AAUCGUGUUCGCGCGAGAGCGUCCUUCGCGCUUGUUUACGACGCGGUGCGCGGGCGCGGGCGCGCGACAAUCGGCCCGCUUCCGGCGUUUACGAUCGGCGCCGAGCGAAACUGGAACGAGACCACGGACCCGGGCUGGCUUAACGGACACGUCACGUGUGCGCGCGCGCGCGUUUCUGAAUUCUGAUCCGCGCGACGGAUUUUCGCUGAGCGAUAAUCGCGGGCGAAUAAUCACCGGACACGUUUAAGCGCGCGGGACCGACCGUGUGGUUGACGCGAGCACGCGAGUUGACGGGUCCGCAGAUUUUCGGAUCCCUUGAAUUUCCGCGGCGACGCUGACCGGCGAGUCGUCGAAACGAGGAUAGCGGCGGAGACUCAACGGCGUCGACAUCGGGCGAAGCAACGAGGUUGCCGCAACGAGAGGGCCGAUAAGGAGGCGGAGCAGCGCGUACACGAGGAGGGAAAGUAAGGGGGAGAGAUAAGAUACCGGCUGGAAGGAAGAAGCGCCGACUUAUCCUGUUGUUACGCUCCUCGGGGACACUCCGCGUGUUUUCUCCGCUCGGGACGGGAGUGACUUUUCCGCGGACUCGCCGGCGAGUCGAUCGCACGCCGCGUUCCCCCCCGUCUGUAUCUCGUCGCCGUGGCGCCGUGGCGCCUGUUGCUGUCACCGUCGCCGGAGCGAUGCGUCGCCGGUGUAACAAUCGCCAAGGUAAACCGUCGCCACCGGUAGUGGACGAUCGGCGCUGAAUGGAGAGCGAGAGAGAAAGAGAGAGAGAGCUGACCGCACUCGAUCAGAUCGCACGUACAAUUAAUGCAAAGUGAUGCAGUGCCGUAGUGUCAGUGACCAGUGCCACGUGCCCGUUGUUUGGAUUACUUGAAGAUGCCUUCGUCCGGCGGCGGAUAUUAUGACGACAGGAAUCCUCUGCUCAAGGGCACCUUAUCGAGCGUGGAGCGGGACCGGCUUCGGGAAAGAGAGCGACAGGCCCGCGCGGCGAUGUCGGUCCAGGCGGAGCAGGUGGCUGCGGGAGGUGGUCCUGAUACAAGACACCAUAAUCCCAACAUGCAUGCCUCUCAUGCGCCGAACCUCUUCCGUGCCCCCGUCAGGGUGAAUCCUGAUCCACAAAUCCAAUCUAAGCUGGGCAACUAUAUGCUAGUGAAGCAUCUAAUGGACAAGCCUAAGCGCUUGAUCGGCAUCGAUGGCAUCGCGGCGAAUCCGCCGGCGCCCUCGCCAGCGCUCUCCGCCCACAAAUCGGGCACGGAUAGCUCCAGUAGGAGCUGUUCCCCGUCCACCGGACAAGAGUUCAAGAAACCUGGUGGGCUACGGGGCACGAGCGCCGCGUCUUCCUCGUCGAGCGCGGGCCAUCAGCAACGGGGCGGCUUCGUCAAGCCCGCUGAUAGCAAGCCGUCUUAUGGUGGCCGGGGUGCCUACCCCGGUCAACCAGUCAAGCACGGCGGCGGCGGCAACGAUCAUCGCAGCCACGGUUUGCUUCCGGCCAAGGGCCCGCCGCCGUCCCAACCGCACCCGCCCUCUCCCGUGGGGAAUAACGGCGCGCUGUCGAUCGGCAACUCCGGCGGAAGUGCCGGCAACCUCGGCGGCGGCGGCGGCGGCCUCGCGAGCCGCACUCAAUUCGCCGGACGACUGAAGCUCAUCGAAGUUAACGGGUCUAACUCGCGAUCAUUGAUCGAUACCCCGGACGUGGAAAACAUUCUGAAGGAUGUAGCUGUGCCACUCACACCGCUGACGGCGAUCGCACAGACACCGCGGAAGGAGCACGAGUCCAAGUUCACCUUCAACCCCCAUCUGGCGAAGUUGACGGAAGUCGCCCCGCCAGAGCCUGCGAAGCCACAACGCCAGCAUAACGCCAGCAGACUGUCUGCGGAUCUCGCUCGGGAUCUGAGCCUGUCGGAUAGCGAGGAUGAGGAGAGUAAGGAAACAUCGUCGAGACCGACGAGAGGAAACAGGAGUCCGGAUCUCACGGUCGUUCUAUCGGCACCGUUGAUGACGUCGGUGCCGCCAACUUUGACACCCAUAUCGCCCAUGGUCAUGUCACCCGUGGGCCCGUUGUCACCCCCGCGGCCGAUCAGCCCGCCGAGAUACCCGUCACCGCAGCUGAAGCGGUCGACACCGAAGCAAGAGCUGUCUCCUCCUCCACCUGCUCUCAAUCAUCCCCUGCCAUCCACGUGCUCCCCGGCGAAUCCGGUCGUUGUUGGCCAGCCGUCGAGUCCAGCUGAGGCGCCGCAGAGCUCCGGUAGCGCCAGCUCGAGCUCGGACUCCGGCUCGGAUUCCGGCUCGGACAGCAGCGACGACUCCGAGGACGAGGAGGACCUGGCGUCGGCGCCACCGCCGUCCAAGGGGCCCACGACGCCGCCCUCGGUCUCGCCGAAGCAGGAGAACCUAGUCGAGGAACCGCCGCCCGCUGUGGAGGAGCGUCGCUGGGAUCUCAGCUCCUUCUUCAACAAGACAGCGGUGCAGCAUGGCGAACAGAACUCCGAAUCGAAGCCGGCCCAGGAUAACGCCAGGCGGGAGAAUAUUCUCGAGUUGACGACGGAGACGAUUAGACCGCACAGGGAACAGCCCCACGAUUGGCAGCUCGACGAGGCCAUGAAGAGGCCUCAUAACAUGAGUUCCCUCAGCGACAGCGAUCAUCACUCGGACCAGGAGAAGGUACAUCAGCUGGUCGAAGAUAAUCACGCCCAGACGGAGAAGCCGAAGGCUGAUACCAGGAAACGCGGGCGACCCAGGAAAUCCAACAAGAGCCCGAAACGCAGCCACCGGACGGCGGACGAGAGUCCGAAGGAGAGCCUGAAGAACGGCAAGCCACGCAGCCACCGGGCGAGAACGGUUGCCACUAGCAACAAGAAGAAGCAACCCAAGUCGAAGGAAACGGUGACCACGAGCGACGACGACAGCGACGCGAGAUCGCAGAGCGAUUCCGACAGCGAUCGUCGACCUACCAAAGUCUCGGCCGUAGCACCGACGAGAAACGAAAAGAGAUCGAGACUGAGCUCGUCCAGCGACGACGAGAGUUCGCCGCCGAACAGGAAAAAUAAUAAUAGUGCCUCCGAGGACGACGCCGCGCGAUGGACAAGAGUGCCCCCCAUCAAGCGGAACAACCUGUUGGACUCGCCGAAGAAGCAAGACCAGAAGAAAAAUUCCGCCAAGGGCAAGCCCAGGCAAUCGAGGUCCAGAGUGGCCAACGUAGCCGGCGGCUCGGACUCCGACAGUGAAUUGGAGGUGUCUGUAAGGAGUAAUCGCAUCAAAGUUGCUCGUGUGCCACCCAGACCGCGAGUACAACCAACGAGGGUACAACCAGCGACUUCGCUAGAUAACUCUGAUAGCGAGGCUUCGAAGUUACAAGAGGACGACGCGGGCAAUGUGCAGGACAAAAAGAAAAGCGACACGCUGCGCCACGUUUUCUCCACGUCCAAGGGCGGCGGAAAAGGUGGUGGAAAGGGUGGGAAAGGUGGAAAAGGCGGCGGUAAAUGCGGCAUCUACGUGGAGGAGUACACGAGCAAUUCUGCUACGCAUACACCGACGGGCGGGGACAGUCCUUACAAAAGACCGUCUUCGCGUACGUCCGGUGGUGGUAACAACAUUCUCGUGCGCACCCCUCCAGCGCUCGUACACGUCAACGGCGUACCGAGCCUCGUGUGCAAGAUCGAUCUCGCCAGGAUAUCCUCGCAAAUUCUGCAACUAUCGAGAGGCCAAGAGCUCCGACAGCGUACGGAAUUGCCGGAUACCAGGCCGUCUUCGAGGCAGAGGCCGUCCUCUAGCUUGGCGACCUUACAACCACCGAGGCCGUCCACGCCAGAGGAGGGUGAGAUCAUCGAUAUGCCGCCGUCGCAGCAGCAGGUUGUGUCGGAUCGCACGAGGAUUCAUCGUUCCGACAGACUGCUAGGCGAGGGUGACGGUAGGAGCUCGCGUUCUGUGAUCAAGGGCCAGCCGAUAUCUGACUCGAAGAGUGGCGGUACUAUUCUCGGAGGUGCCGGUAGUGCUAGUGUUACCGGUGCGCUCGUUAACGCACCCAAGAGGAAACGUAAUCCGAGUUGUAGUUCCGUGUCCAGUUUGAGCCCGGUUCAGUGUUCGGUUGACGCGAAAACUAAGAGUUCGUCCGAACAUAAGGACAGAAGCCGCAAAAGACAACGGAGGCAUGCCGCGAACGACGGGCUACUGUCCAGUCAGCAAAGUGAUAUUCAGCCGACAAAUCACGAAAGGGACGAGAAACAAGAUUCGAGUUUAUUGCCACCGCCACCUCUUCCAGCACAGCGCGUCUACUAUUCUUACUUUGAUCCUCAAAAUGAGAUAUUGGAAGAUCAGGAUAGGGACCACGACCAGUACCUGACCGAAGCUAAGCGACUAAAACACAAUGCCGACGAGGAGAAUGAUCUUACAGCACAGGGCAUGAUGUAUCUAGAGGCCGCUCUGUACUUCCUCCUGACAGGCGAUGCGAUGGAAUCGGACCCAGUUACGGAAAAAGCGUCGUACACUAUGUACAAAGAUACUCUCAGUCUCAUUAAAUACAUCUCGUCGAAGUUCAAGAGUCAACCCAACAACUCACCCGAGAACAGUAUACACACUAAGCUGGCAAUUCUGAGCCUUUGGUGCCAGUCACGCUUGUACUCCAAGCUUUAUAAUAUGCGCAAACAGGAGGUGAAAGAGGUCCAGAAGAUCGUUAACGAUUUCAAUCAAAAGCAAUCUCAACAAUCGGUAGCUCAGACUACGCCUGCUCAGGCGGAGGGACAAGGUACGCCUUCUCUGUCGCCUACGCCGUCGCCCGCCGGUUCUGUAGGUUCCGUCGGUAGUCAAAGUUCCUCCGGAUACAGUAGCGGUGGGCAACAUCCGGCAACAUCGGUCAACGGCCAAUAUAUUAGCGUGCCAGUGCAGGUCUACAAUGCGAUGAUGAAGCAGAAUCAGUAUUCAGGUUUACUUACGAACGGUCACGACCUAUGGGACCAGGCAAUAAAGCAAGCGAAACAGGAAGAGAAUAGAAGCUUUUUCAUCGACUUGGACCGGAGAUUGGGACCCCUGACAUCGUAUAGCUCGCUACGCGAACUCGUGCGUUACGUUCAAGCGGGUAUAAAGAAGUUACGAGCUCUCUGACCACAGUGGCACAGCCCCCGACCACCCACCCCAAACUACAUUACUUCCCUUCCUCAAAAUAUGGUCACAUACCCGACCAUGUACACGUAGUUGCGUAGCAUCGUUGCGUCAAUCAUUGUGACGUCAAUCGGCAGCCAACGGUGCGUAGAGACGUGAGAGACAGGAAGGUGCGAUAGUGGUGAUAUAGCGAAAUCACGGACUAUUUUCUCUGCGAGAAGUGGUCUCGGGGGUGCGAUCGAAUCGAUAACGAGGGUCACGGCAAUCUAGGGGAAAAAAACGGAGAGAAAACGAGAGCAGCUCGUGUGAGGUCUCCUUUAGUCGGACGACGUGGAGGCAUUCUUGAUAUAAAUUUAGCAGCAAGUUUAUAGUCAAUUGCAAAGCGCGUGCCUGAGGGGCGAGGGAAAAGGCGGCCGACCGAGGGGGAGAGAAGUCGCUUUAUCUUACCACGGUGCAUAAACGAACCUCGUGCACUUUGUUUAGAGCACGUGUUACUUACUCUCGAGGCGCAGUGGAGAAUCGUCGGGGCGGGAAUGAUAUCGAGACGCUCGCGUGUGACGACGCGAGCGCGUUAGAUUUCUCUUGCGAGCCGCAGUGAUAACUCGUGUCUAUUUUUCCGAAGUGUCCGCUUUUGUAAGUUAACGCAUAGAUAUCGACACGAGUUCCGGUUAGGGGAGGAAAAUCGGAGGAAGAUAGGAAGGAAAAUAGGGAAAGGGGGGGGGGGUAGCUCUGAGGGAAAAAAAGAGAAAAACUGAAUAGGAAAAAAAGAGAAAAAGUAAAACCACUAAAUGGGGGGUAGUAGAAGUGCCACGUAAAAAGCGCCCGUGUGUUCUCGCUUCACGGUGCACCCGACGUUACCUGAAGCAUGAGUAUCGUUUCGGCGAUUCGAAUGCGAUGAAUAUAACUGGAUAUAUACAUAUUUAAUAUAUAUAUAGUUUAUUACCUAUAUAAAUAUAUAUAAAUAGUUAUAAAGAUAACAAUAUAUUUAAUGACGCGAACGGAGAUAAUGCAUCUCGCGCGCCGGCGCCGCGUUUCAGUAUAGGGGAACAGACAACAGUUGUAUUCGCGAAUAGGGGAGGGUACCGUGAUAAAAUGAGGACGAGAGAUAGAGAAAGAGAGCGGGCAGGAUUAGAGUGUUUUCGGUGGGGAGAUGCGCGAGCAACAGGAUCAACAACCAGGAUCAAGCGAUGCUAUAGUUAAACUAUAGUCGUAACGUUUGCGUGCGAAGCACACGACUCUUUUUUGUAGAUAGAUCACGGGGUAAGUAACUUAGACUAGAGUAUAAUAUGCAAACAGGAAAAGCAGUAAACAGAUGCGACUAUACCAAUACAUAUUAUUUACAUUUACCUAGAGUUAACCGGGCGAGACAAGUAGAGGUUCUAGUGCGAUCGCGAAAAGAAGGAAAACUAAUAACAUACCACAUACACGCAUAUACCAAUAGUAUGAUUUAAAAAUGCAAGCGAGGGAAGAACAGCGAGAUAAUCGCGCCAAAAGUGCGCGACGGUGAAGUACGGUGUCGGGCAAGAUUACGUUCGCGAAUGAUAAGUAGCACAGCAUUCGAGAUUGCUGUUCGCGAACGAAUCUCGCCUGUACACCGGACUCCGAAGGGGCGAACAUCCUCUUGCGCGCACGGCACGAGAUGCUAACGGUGGAAACAAUGAGAGCGAGAGCGAGAGAGAGAGAGAAAGAACAAGCGCAAGCGGACAAGCAAGUUGCUCAUGUGUAUAUUUUUGUAAAUAGAUAUUUGUGAGUGCCGCCGUCUUGAGGGUGGUCUACCGUCGUUAAGCUCGCGGUAGAUCGGCCCGUCCCAAUUUUUGCUACCACAGAUCUUGUCCAGAAUCGGGUAAGAGAUUACAAAUAGGGAAAAAAAGGAGGGAUAUGAGAGGAUGUAACGAAUCAACACACGACGAAAUGUCCGUUGAAUUUAGUUCCGAAAGAAACAUGUAUGCUCCCCGCGCUUUCCUACUUUUGAGAACGGUCCAUUCGUGCGUUCGCGUUACUCCCUCGGACGAGGUUUCUUUUUAAUCUGUUCCCGUUUAUUACGAUCGCUUCUCGAUGUGCAAAUCGCGUCGGGAGGAACUCUGAACGCGUCGCGGCAGCUUUGUUGCUCGAGUUUUAACCAGUGAUUUGAUUCGCCUCAUGUCUCAAAUGCAUCUCUUCCCCCCUUCCCCCGUAUUCGAUGAAGAGGUACUCGAGCGGAUUGCUAUUUGGCAACAGGAAAGUGUGUAAUUGGCGACACACCCCCGAUCCCGGAUUUCAUUUUCUCGAUAAACUGGCGAAGCGAACUUGCGAAAUUCGAAUUCCCGAUUCGAAGGGACCCUUAUCAAAUCCAAGUUCGAAACACGAUCGCGUAGUUUUAAUACAUAUCCGAUCUAAAUUUAAUUCUCCCAAGUGACGGACGCACGUCACCCGACCGGUGGAUGACCGACGGCAUUUCUCCGAGACUGUAGGACCAAUUAUCAUUCGUUCAAUUUACAAAAUCGCGUUGUCUCGUUUCCGAUGUCUUUGUUGUUGGCGCAACAUCGGGAAAGUUGAUGGAGAGAAAACGCAGGCGGAUUGGCGGGAUCACGACGGCCCAUAGUUACUAAGCGCGGUCCAAUGGUUCACGGGAUACAAUUUUAUAUUUCGCGAGUGCUAAAGGAUAAAGAGAAGAGACUAAAAGUAAAAGUAAAAAAAAAAGAGAAGAAGUCUAUUAAGGAGCUUCGAGAAUAUUUUCGAGACAUUAUAUUUAUAGCAGAUACAUAUAUCAGGCCCAUUUUCCCGCCAGGCCGACCGCCCGAAAAAUAAAGAGAAGAACGAGCGGGAACCUAAAUUUCUGACGAGGCACCAAGUCCAAGUUCGGCAUAGUUUAUCGAGGAGGCGAAAAACGCGGACGGUGGAAUUUUUAUUUGCACGCGCAUAUUCAAAAAUUAUGUUUUACGAGCGAAAGAGAUUGUCGGUUAAUGUAUAUAAUUAUCUAUUUUUAGAUAGAUUGUUUUUUUUUUAUAUAACAUUCUUUUCGAUCAUUUCGGGAUGAUGUAUGUUCCUGCAUGACUUCCAAAGAUAAGCGAAGGGUGCUGUCGCCCCUUAAGGGCGUCACAGCGCGAAGUUUGAUCGGAAAGCACUCGCUACUUUCUGGUUCUUUCGUAGACUCUUUACGGUUUUUAUUUCUUUUUCGCCCCUUCCCGCUCCCCCCUGCCAUUUUGUGCAUCGAUCAAAAUGGUUGAAUCGCGGAAUUGCGUCGCGCGAUGUUUUCGCUAUUAUUCUAUUAAGCUAUUAUUAAUAUCAUCGUUACUGUUAUUGUUAACACUGAUGAUAUUAUUGGCGGUACACGAUAACAGUUACAAUCGGUAAUGAUAAUGAUUAUCGUAAUAAUAAUACUUAUAAUAGGCAUAGAUGGUAAUUAAUAAUGGUAACAGUAACGAUGUUACUAUUUUACUGCGUAAUGAUUAUUAUGUUGCGAGUAAUAUUAUAAUCUUAUCCUUUUUUUUGAAGAUAUUUGAGUGAGAGAACGAGUGUAAGACGUCGGUAAAGUGCGUGGGAGGUGGAAAGCGGAGACGUGCGCGUCACACACACACACACACACAUACAUUAGAGAAAAGUGUACAUUAUUCCUACUUUCAUCAAGUUAUGUUCGGGGUUUCGAUCAGGCAAUCACGACCGCGCAGACAGAUAUCGUCCUCGUAUCUGUAAAGGAUCUUAAUAGAGAGCUUAAUUAGCGCCAUUU